Molecule: messenger RNA, 6237 nt
Organism: Hermetia illucens (black soldier fly)
Lineage: Eukaryota; Metazoa; Arthropoda; Insecta; Diptera; Stratiomyidae
Gene: CaMKII
Product: calcium/calmodulin-dependent protein kinase type II alpha chain
Exons: 18
Coding region: 1330-3426 (698 amino acids)
Biological process (GO): protein phosphorylation
Cellular component (GO): neuron projection; cytoplasm
Molecular function (GO): ATP binding; calcium/calmodulin-dependent protein kinase activity; calmodulin binding
Source: RefSeq, a predicted model, not a curated record
UAGAAAAACCAAGCCACUGGUACAGUAGUAGACCGCAGGACCGGAUAGCAACUAGUGGAAGUGUAAAGCAUCGUGUCGCAUAGUCAGAGCUAUUAUUUGUACCGAUGCAGAACGGAGCUAGAUACUGCGCUACCGGGGGCCCAUCACAGUCUAGUAUGUAGUGCGCGUCAGCCUAGCCUAGUGUGUCGGUGAGACGUUUUUCUUAGAACUGAAACACGACUGAGGGAGUCUUGAUUCGACAGUUAAAGAGUUGGCGUCUAAGACGCGCAGAUUUUCCCGGUAAUCGCGACUUUUUUCUGAGCCACGCGUUCUCCGCGAAAACGACCCCCCAGUUACGGAACACCAUUGCUUCGGUCUAGGUUGUGGUACCGUUCUACUGUCGCUAGGUUUAGUUUCCUUUGCGAACCGGUUUCCUAAGCCCCUUUGGGGCAAACCAUAGUCUGUUCCGGCGGGAAAACUGCAAUCUGAGGCGGUGGAGCCAAGCGAAAGUGUCUCCCCACACCUACCGCAUGUGGGUGCGCGCCGCGAUCAAUAGUAAACAGAUUCCCGAGAAGACGCGUCGCCAACAGCAGCGCCAGCAACAAUAAUAACAACAAUAACAAAAGCUGCAUUAGUGACAGAAAUAGCCGCGAAAAUGGAAACGUGAUAAGAGAGAAAACUGGUUGAGUGUGCUCGGAAAGGCGUGCUUGAGGUCGUCGUAAAAGUAAUUGAGUGAGAGUGGUUCGCACGCACGACGUGAGAAUGGAUUACUCAUAGUGUCUCGAUGUGCUCAAGCCGAGCGUGAGUUCAAAUUCAAAUUCCGCACAUAAUAGUCAACCCCACGCGCCACGCUCGACUCUGCUGCGACUAAAAAUAAAUCAAAUAGCUGCUAACACAUAAGGGCUGCAACGGAACAAAGGAACGCUAAAUUGUGUUAUUAAAUCAUUUUCUCGGGUUCGUUUUCGAGGCGAUAUAUUUGGUCACCCAUAUUCGGUGCAAUUUUAACUAAAAAUAAGUUGAUUUAAUAAAAUUAUCUACUUAAUUUUGUUCUAUUCGCAAAAAAAAAAAAAUACAAGAUUAAAUAAUUUAUUUUUGGUUUAAUUUUAUCUCAUUUUCAAAGUUAUAAUUAUAUCAAUCGGAGUGAUCUUUACGAAAGUGCCGUUUGCUUGAUAUAUUGAAAAAAAAAAGCUAUUAAUUUCCGGUUUCACUAUUUUUAUCGAAAUUUCUCGACAAAAGAAAAAAAUUCAGCUCAUUUUCGAUUGCAACUUUCGGGGUUUUAUCUAGUUUAUUUCUUUGAAUUAGCGCAAUUUUUUUCGCGCCGACAUAGAUUUCCUUAAGUGUGCCAUCGCGAUGGCUGCUCCAGCAGCCUGUACGCGUUUUUCAGACAAUUACGAUAUAAAAGAAGAGCUUGGAAAAGGUGCAUUUUCAAUAGUUAAACGAUGUGUUCAAAAAUCGACUGGAUUAGAGUUUGCGGCAAAAAUAAUAAAUACAAAAAAGCUAACUGCCAGAGAUUUCCAAAAAUUAGAACGUGAAGCCCGAAUAUGCCGGAAGUUACAGCAUCCAAAUAUUGUACGAUUGCACGAUAGUAUACAGGAGGAAAACUAUCAUUAUCUCGUGUUUGAUUUGGUGACAGGUGGUGAACUAUUUGAAGAUAUUGUUGCACGUGAAUUCUAUUCAGAAGCAGAUGCGUCGCAUUGUAUACAACAGAUUUUAGAAUCUGUAAAUCAUUGUCAUCAAAAUGGUGUAGUGCAUCGUGAUUUAAAACCAGAAAAUUUACUAUUAGCAAGCAAAGCGAAAGGUGCUGCUGUGAAAUUAGCUGAUUUUGGUUUAGCAAUUGAAGUACAGGGGGAUCAUCAGGCGUGGUUUGGUUUUGCCGGUACGCCAGGUUAUCUAUCACCAGAAGUUUUAAAAAAGGAACCAUAUGGAAAAUCUGUAGAUAUUUGGGCAUGUGGCGUUAUACUGUAUAUUUUACUAGUUGGCUAUCCACCAUUUUGGGACGAAGAUCAACAUCGACUAUACUCACAAAUUAAAGCAGGUGCAUACGAUUACCCUUCACCCGAAUGGGAUACUGUAACACCAGAGGCUAAGAAUUUAAUUAAUCAAAUGCUAACUGUAAAUCCUUAUAAGCGAAUAACAGCUGCCGAUGCCCUAAAACAUCCGUGGAUUUGCCAAAGGGAACGCGUUGCAUCUGUUGUACAUCGUCAAGAGACUGUUGACUGCCUCAAGAAAUUCAAUGCACGUCGUAAACUUAAGGGUGCCAUUCUUACAACUAUGCUAGCCACAAGAAAUUUUUCAAGUAAAAGUAUGAUUACAAAAAAAGGCGACGGAUCUCAGGUUAAAGAAUCAACGGAUUCAUCAAGCACAACCUUAGAGGAUGAUGAUGUUAAAGAAGAUAAAAAGGGAGGUGUUGAUCGCAGCACAACUGUAAUAGCUAAAGAGCCUGAAGGAUCAUCAUCAUCGAUUGGUUCUUCACCGCCCCUUUCGCCAGCAAAAAACUUCCCGAUUCUGGGAGUAACGACAGGGGGAGGAGGGACCGGAGGAGGGGGAGGCGGCGGAGCGAUAACCAUAGGUCAACAGCACCAACAGAUUCAUCAUCCCCAUCAGCCACAACAAACAAUCCCGACAGUGACCCUGACCAAUUUUACCAAUACAAAUGCCAACAACACCAACGUAAAUCUAUCAUCCAUUGUUGCGAAUGUUUUUAAUCGUCCUUCUGCUACGGCACCAUCAACAUUUCCGACAACUGGAUGUAAUACCAAUCAAACAACAAUAACAUCAACAACAGUCACCAAUGUUGGUAGUAAUCUAGAUAAUCAACACCAGCAAACAAAUGUUGCUAAUGGUAACUAUGGCAAUGCAACUGGUGUUGUUGUUAAUUUUUCUACUUCUACUGCUUCUGCGGCCACUAACCAAGUUGGUGCUGCCCUGUUACAGAGCGUCCAAGACAUAAGGAUUGUUUGCCCAGCGAAGGCUUGCCAUCAGCUAUCCACAAAUUCUCAAUGCUCAGCUCGACGGCAAGAAAUUAUUAAAAUUACGGAGCAGCUUAUCGAAGCCAUUAACAGUGGGGAUUUUGAUGCAUACACCAAAAUCUGUGAUCCGCAUUUAACAGCUUUCGAACCAGAGGCACUGGGCAAUCUAGUCGAAGGUAUUGACUUUCAUAAAUUUUAUUUUGAAAAUGUAGUGCUUGGAAAAAAUUGUAAGGCCAUAAACACCACUAUUUUGAAUCCACACGUACAUUUGCUUGGUGAAGAUGCGGCAUGUAUUGCAUAUGUUAGAUUAACACAAUAUAUUGACAAGCAAGGGCACGCUCAUACGCAUCAAUCUGAAGAAACCAGGGUCUGGCAUAAGCGUGAUAACAAAUGGCAAAAUGUACAUUUCCAUCGAAGUGCAACCGGCAAAAUCAGUGGAGCAACGACUUUUGAUUUUAUAAGUCAUCAUCAAAAGUAGACAAAAUUUUUAAUUCAUUAUUUCAUUAUCUGAAUUUUUAAUAUUAAAUUUAAAAGAAAAUAGUAAAUUAAAUAAGAGAUUAUUACAAUUUCAAAAAAAAAAAAUAACAAGAGCCAUAACGAAACUAUUGCAACUACAACAAAAGCAUGCAUACACCUAGCACCUACUAGCAGCCGUACAGGAAGGAUUUAAACUAAAUUAAGUUUAAAUUUCAAAUAAGAAACUAAAUGAGAAGACAUAUAAGUAGAUAAAGUAAAUGAGAAAAAAAAAAACUAUAAAUACUUAGCGUCUAGCUUAUUUGGCUCGUUUAUUUCACAAAAUUGAAGGAGAGAUGGAAUGGAACUAAACAAAUUUACUAAAUUGAAAAAUUAUGAUGAUGAAAAUAAAUUACAGAAAUAACUCACACACGUACACCAUUUAAAUUUUUGAGUCAACUCAAAUAAUGUAAAAUCAUUAAAACCCAAUGAAGACGAAAUUCGCGCAAGUCAAGUCUCUGAAGUACUAUAUGAUAAAUUUUAUUCAGCCUAGAUAAUUCGGAUCGAAAGGCCAAGUCAGUUGGCUUGAAAUUGAGAGAAUAGUUUACUUAUACAUGCAAGCAAAUUAAAAGAAAACGAAAAAAAAUGUUAGAACCUAAUGGAAUGUUAUAAAAAGGCGGCUAAAUAGGAACAAAAUACGAACAACAGCAAUAUGGAUAGGAGCAAUUGCAGCAAUCGCUACAAUCAAUCGGAAAAUAUAAACAGUUUAAAUCCUACUUGAGAUAUGUCUUGAAUAAAUAUUCAAAUGCGAGAUAAGUAAGAGAAUACAAAGAAAACAUCAGAAUAUUCAAAAUAUAUAGGAGAAAAUAAUUUAAAAUAAAUAAAACAUUUAUUAAAGAUACAUUUCAGUGAAAUCUCAAUGAAAAUAUAUGAAUAUAUAUAAAUAUAUAAAUUUACGAUGAAAAUAAAACAGAAUUAAAUUUUUAAUAUAUUUAUUAUUAAUUUAUAUAACAAAAUAAUUUUUAAAAUUAUACAUAUUAUAUAUAUCAAAAACUUACAACCAAAUGAAAGUAAUAUUAAAUACGAAAAAUUUGCCAUGACAUUAUGAGUAAUAAAAUAACUAAAUGGAUAAACCAAAAUACUAGUUAUUUUGAAAUGAACAAUGAAUUUAAAAAUAAACCAAAACAAGACAAAAACAAAUUUAUAAGAGUAACAAUUUCACUAAAACAAUCUUAUUAAUUAAAUCAAUUUUGAACAUGAAACAAUAACAACAUGAUAUGAAAGUUUACUGCAAUUUAAAUAAGCUUAACUUAAAAACCAAAAAAAAAAAAAUCUCUUUUCAAUUGUUGUCACGUUUUUCUCGAAACUUAUCGACAUCAUUAUUUUCUCCCUUUUAUCCUUAAAGUCAAAACUAAAUAAAAGGAAACACUAAUAAACGAAAAUUUAAAAAAAAAAAAACGAAACAGCAGAAAAGAAGAAGUAAAUAAACGUAUAUACGAAUAGAACAGUCUUUUUUUUUUCAGGAAUAUAACAAAGUGAAAAAUGUAAAUUAAAAGAAAGGAAGGAAGGAAGGAAGAAUGCCUGAAAUAUAUGAUUAUUAAAAAUUCUGAAUCAAUUGAUAUAAAACACUUUAAAUAAGAAACUAAUCAGAAAUCUGUAAUAAAUCCAAUGAACUUAAAAAAUAAUGAAACCUGAAGUCAACAUCACACGCCGAAAUCACACACUUAUUAAAUUUAAAUCUUAGUUAUUAAAAUAUUAGUUGAUAAAAAAAAAAAUGUCUUGAAAUGAAUUCUUUUCAAACUUAAUGGUGAUCAUAUAAUGAUUGAUGAUAACAAACAAAUGAAGAAGUAAAAAAAAAACCCUAUGUAUGUAUUUAUGAAAACAAAGGAUAAUUAAUUACUAAAAUUAAAAAAAAAAAACAAACAAACAAACAAAACAUAUUCAAAUAUGGCAAUAGGGAAAAUACUUAUCGUAUUUAAUUUUCACUAUGAAUUUUCCCCCCCAAAAUAAUGAUCUUAAAAUAAGCUGAAGAAAAAAUCAUGAGUUUUUGUUGCUUUUCAUUUUAUCACGACGGAUACGGAAAAAAUGUAAAUUUGGUUUUCUGUGAAGUAUGAUAAUACAUAAAUGAUAAAAGAAAAUUUAAAAAAAAAAAAAUAAAAGGUUUUCUUAGCAAGCUUAAAGGAAAAUUCACUUUUAUUGCGAACUAGAAAAUUACGAAAUUUUGUAUAAUUGAAUGCUUUACCAUCAUCCCCCUUUAGACUACAUCCAAUGGAUUUCCUUCUGAUUCUCCUUCUCUAUAUGUAUAUGUACUAUAUCUAUACGAAUUAAAUUCUUUCAAGGCUUUCCGUUAAAUCAUCUAAUUAUUUACUUUUUCUGACAUGACUAACGGCAUUUGAACUAUAUCACUUCACUCUACAUAAACAAACAGAAAAUCUCUAGCACAUUCUCUGUAAAUUUUUAUUGAUAUCGUAAAAGUGUAACACUCAAUCCUCAACCCCAGCUUCCUUUUUCAAAUACUCAUUUUCGAUAUUACACUUUCUAUCUCUCCAAAUACAAAUAUCCUGUUUUUUUUUUUUCAUCUUUAAUUUACUUGCUGUUUAUACACACGAAAUUUUCAAAUGAACUUUUCAAAAAUCCAUUGAAAUAAAUUCAGGAAAUAUUAAAAGAGAAAAAAAAAAAAACAUGAAAAAAGAACACAAUAUUCUAUCAAAUAUAACUUAUAUAAUCUACUAAUUGAAAAUGAUGGAAAUAAAUCUCCAGGAGGAGAUGAUGAAGAAUAUUAAAUGAAAACAAAACCAGAAAACCAAAGGAUGCAACAAGAAUAGAAGAAGGAAAA